Messenger RNA from Microplitis mediator, 2292 nucleotides. It is a transcript of the gene Syt20, whose product is annotated as synaptotagmin-1-like. Gene Ontology annotation, biological process: regulation of calcium ion-dependent exocytosis; cellular response to calcium ion; calcium-ion regulated exocytosis. Gene Ontology annotation, molecular function: SNARE binding; phosphatidylserine binding; calcium ion binding. The coding region runs from base 639 to 1967 and encodes 442 amino acids. The record is from RefSeq and is a predicted model, not a curated record. Lineage: Eukaryota; Metazoa; Arthropoda; Insecta; Hymenoptera; Braconidae. The transcript is spliced from 9 exons.
GCAUCUGUUCGACAGUAAAUUAACCACGAUAACGUAUAGUAGUACAAUGGUGUAGGCUUGCCCGCACAACUGUAGACUGUUAAUGCAUUUAUUGUAUAUCUGUAUACAACACAUUUACAUUCGUGGAAUCAACUCAAGUGUGGCAGUUUUGUGAUUAGUUGAGUUACAUUGGUCGUACGUAGAACUUGAUUGAAAAUCUCGUAAAAACGUCAUAAUAUUCCGUUAAAAAACACUUCUCCUACAUUCAAGGCCAUUUAUGCAUGUGCAAGUUUUGCGGCACAUUGACAAUUACGAUAGCAACUUUGAUUUACAAUGACCUUGCCCAAGGCGUAAUCUUGUGACAAAAACAUUCAUCGAAAUAACUAAACUGUAAUUCCUGAAACAGCUGUAGAUAUUAUUUCAUAAGUUCAAAUAUUAUAAUACAAUACUACUGUCAAAUAAAAAAACAGGGUCAAUCAUAAAAAAAAAAUUAUUGAAAGUGUUUCCAACAAAUCUUUAACGCUGAUAUUUAUGAACACCAUAUAUGAUGUAAUAGACUGCCUGGUAUGUGUUAGUUAAUAUAUGAGCAAAACCACUGUGUGUUAUAAACAAAUCUUUUGUAAUCUUUACGAAAUCCUUUUCUUGAUUCACGUUAGUAAAUGUUUCUCGACGAAUUAGUUGGAUCAUUGAGCCAUAUGAUAUUACUAUUAAUUGGGAUUAGUACUAUUCUAUUGGUACUUAUACUAAUUGUGUGCUUUUCCGUUCCAAAAUGUUUUGGAUACGAGUAUUUAAAAGAAAAAAGAAACCAAAAAGACAAAACUGUUGCUGAGUGGCAAGCUGAACAUCCAAAUGGACAUAUUAAGUUAGAUGAUAUCAGUUACCGAUCUUGGCGUCUAGGGAGUCUUUAUGAUAAUGGAAGUAUUUGCAAGAGUAGAGACUCACUAAAGGAUUGGUCUCAUUCUGAUUGUUUAGAUAAUGAUUCACAAAAAAAGUCAUCUCCUGUAAGUUUAGUAGAUCGAGGAAAUCAAACAAAUUCAAAAAAAAUACAAGAGUUUCCAACUGAAUUAACACUAAGUCUACAAUUUUUACCAACGAUUGAUGAGCUGAAAAGUACAAAAGGGAAACUUGUAAUUAGUAUUGAGGCUUUAUCCAAUCUUCCGCCCAAGUUGUAUAAUUGUGCAAUCAAACCUUAUGUUGUUGUGAAGAUUGUUAAGCAGUUGUGGACUCCUAAAAAACAGAAUGUGCUCCAUAGUUUCAGAACCCGUAGUAUGCGACACACGGUCAACCCAGUAUAUAGAGAAACAUUCGUCAUAGCAGAUGUUAAUGUGUACAGUACAAAGGAUUGGAUUUUAUCUAUAUCAGUCUUUGAUAAUGAUCGAUAUGCUAAUCAUACAGAAUUAUCUACCAUUCAAAUUCCACUUAAAGAUGUUAAAAAAAUAUUUACGAACCCAGAGAUAAAUUUAUUCAAUUUUAAAAUGAAACAAUCUAAUCAAGAAUUUGGAAAUAUUUUACUGGGAGUAACUUAUCUUCCAACUGCUCAACGCUUAUCGAUAACUGUUAUGAACAUACGGAAUUUAAAAUGCUUAACAGGCACAUCGCUACCAACUGAGUUAAAUUUGUAUGUGCGAGUUCUAAUGCUUUAUGGAAAAACUGGAAGAAAAAUUCGGAAGAAAAAAACAAGAGUGCUCGGUCCAGCAAUAGGCAUUGAGUUGAAUGAAACGCUUACGUUUGAGUUAUCCUUCAAUCAACUAGAUACUGUCCAAUUUCUUCUAAUACUUUGUAGUAAGGUUCUGGUUACAGCGAUAGGAGGCAAUAAUCACCCCAGUGAUAGUGAGGAAUCAGCAACGUCCAUCAAUAAUACUAAGGAUGUGUUCAUUGGAAAAGUUGUUCUAGGAAACGGUGUUCGUGGAAGUACUGAGAGGCUUCAUUGGUUUUCUGUUCUUCACAAUCCCCGAAAACUAGUAGCUGAAUGGCAUACCCUUAAAUAAAUUAUAUACUUAUUGUCAUCCCACCAAGAGAAUGCACCUCGGGUGUCGUCGGUUUUUACUCCCACUCUAGAUGUUUUAUGUGCUAAAUGUUCUCCUACUUUUCUGUGCACAUGCGCAGUUCAUAAAUGUUCAGUAGUGGAAGCAAUUUCCGAGGUGCAUUUUCUUACUGGGACCACAAUACUACAGUUAUUAAUUUAUACAUAAAAGUGAAAACAAUAAACUAAAUAGAAAAAGAAUGAAAUUUUAUGGAUCAUUUAAUGAUCCUGUGCUGUAAAAACAUUUAUAAAAGGUAAAAUAAACUAUUCAAGAAUUUUUAAACAAUGAU